Molecule: messenger RNA, 2395 nt
Organism: Oryzias latipes (Japanese medaka)
Lineage: Eukaryota; Metazoa; Chordata; Actinopteri; Beloniformes; Adrianichthyidae
Gene: zdhhc23a
Product: zDHHC palmitoyltransferase 23a
Biological process (GO): protein targeting to membrane; peptidyl-L-cysteine S-palmitoylation
Cellular component (GO): endoplasmic reticulum; Golgi apparatus
Molecular function (GO): protein-cysteine S-palmitoyltransferase activity
Source: RefSeq, a predicted model, not a curated record
GUUCGUGAACAGAGACUUAUGUCUGGGGUUCCACAGGGCUCUAUUCUUAGCCCACUCUUCUACAGGCUUUGGCUGCCACAAAAAUUACUCAGCCCCACUCUCACUGUGGUUAUCAGAGGUUGCUAAUGCAAUGCAAGCAAUGAGAUGUAAAAGUACGAGCACACAUUAGUUUUAGUGCCCUGACCACACAUGCAGACUCAUGCAGAGCAUUUUAAGGGUAAGCAGCGAGGUCAGAUUGCUUAUUGGAGGAAAUAUGAGCCCUGAGGGUGGGGCUGCCCUGCAGAUCAUUGCUCACUCUCUCAUCUAUGAGUGCCUGUCAUGUUUCUCAUGCAUACCCUCAUCCAGCUCAUUGUGGAUUGUAACAGCUGCAGCUUUUCGAACACCUCGCCUGCGCAGAAAGCCAUGGAAGGCUCCUGGCUCCCAAUCCAGCAGUUGAGAUAGCUCCUAUAUUUACCAAGCAAGCUGCAAAGCAAAAGCGAGCACAACCUGUAAAGUAUUUGUUAUCUGAGAAAGACAUCCUUUGAGAAAGUGAGCUGCUUAUUCAAUAUCGAGCCACCUUUCAGGAGGAAUUAAAGUUGCAUCUCUGGGGACACUUCCUCCAUGGGAAUCCAAGAAAUGACAACCAUCUCACUGCACUGACUCCACGUUUUUGCUCCAGCAAGGCAGAAACGUGUCAUUUAGCUUUUUUUUAAACCCGACUGAUUGAUGAGAAACGGGGCUGCUCUUCUCGUUUUUUGCUUGAACCACUGACAGAAGAAGUUUUGUGACACAGAGUCAUUUUCUGUAUUCACCUCUUGUGUUCAUUAAGGAUCCCCAAACUUGCAACUUGUAUCAGGUUUUUGUGACUUUGAAGCGACAGCCUCAAAGUUAUCUUUAUCAGGUCAUCAUGAAAUGGGAGAAGUUAAAACCUCCAGAACCAGACGACCCCAUGUGUUGCUGUGACUGUGACAUCUUUUGGAGCAGAUGCUGUUGUGACUGUGACAGCCUGGAUCAAGCCUUCAACAGGUGGCUGAAAAAGAAAUCACACACAAGUGGCUUUCAGUCUCCGGUGUUUGGGGCAGUGAUUGACAACCUGGAGAUCUCCAUGAUCCCAGCGCUCCUGCUCCUGCCACUCCUGCUGAGAAUCGCAGCACUGCACUUCCUGCUGGGCAUCACCAUCCUCACAGCUCUGCCGGGCCUGGUGCUGUGGUACUACUACGCCACACACCGAAAGAAGAGACGUACCAUCUUCUUCCUCACUCUUGCACUCUACUCUUUGGGCUACUUGUACUACCUCUUCAUCACAGAGAUUUUGCCUCGUGGAGAUGUCAGCCAGCUGCAGGUGUGCGUUGUUACCGCUGGAAUGAUUCUGACAAUAGUUUCUCUGAUUCACACCAAGAGAGGUCCAGGAUUUGUGACUGCUUCCCUCUAUGAGGCAAGCAACCGCAAGAAGAACAUUAAGGAGGAUUUCACAUACCUGGAAAAAUGUCUGCAACCAGCAGCCUCAUGUUCAAUGACCUCGUCAGAACUCCUAAAGAAGGAAGAAGCCCCCUCAACAAAAUGGAGUUUGUGUCCUGUGUGCAAAAUAAUACGGCCCCCGCGUGCGGGACACUGCAGGAGCUGCGGGGCAUGUGUGCUGCGUCUGGACCACCACUGCAUCUGGAUAAACAGCUGUGUUGGACAAGCGAAUCACCGCAGUUUCCUGCUGACCCUUUGUGUGUUUGUGUUGACUGCUGUGUACGGGAUCAGCCUGGUGCUCCGCAGCCUCUGCCCCAGACAGUAUCUGAUGACGGCUCUUUUUUACUGUCCCGGCGUCUACAGUCAGUCCAGCACAGCGCUUUGCUUCACCUGUUCCUGGUACAGCAGCAUCAUCACAGGUGGACUGCUUUACCUGCUGCUGGCCCAGAUUCUAAACAUCAGCUUCAAUGUGACAGAGCGGGAAGUUCAGCAGGCUCUCAGAAGCAAGAAGGACCAGAGAGGCGUGCUGGGGCUCAGGAUCCACUCAGGAGAGCAUUCACGGGGUUUCUUCCAGAACUGGGUUGAGUUCCUCACCAUGGCUGAAGCCAUAGUGAACGUCCACUCCAAGCUCACUGACUUGGUUUAAUUUGUAUUUCUCUUAUUUCUCAACAACACUACGUUUACAAAUGUUUUUUUGACAUUUCUGGCCAGUGUAUCUAAAAGUGAGUCUAAUAUGUUUGCAAAUCAAAUUAUUUCAAGCAUUGAAAACAGGGGCACACCGAUACAUGCUUUUGACACAAGGCUACAGAUUGCACAAAAAAUUUCAUUCAAAUGUAAAAUGUGGAUAUAAAGCCAUAAUUGUUAUAUCAAAACAAAAUGUCAACAAUAAAUAGAUAUGCUAAUACAGUUUUUCUCAGUCGCUUUAGUACAAUUCUCAGAUCAGAAUUGAAGUUUGCAA